Molecule: messenger RNA, 9659 nt
Organism: Nerophis ophidion (straightnose pipefish)
Lineage: Eukaryota; Metazoa; Chordata; Actinopteri; Syngnathiformes; Syngnathidae
Gene: heatr5b
Product: HEAT repeat containing 5B
Exons: 36
Coding region: 445-6573 (2042 amino acids)
Biological process (GO): endocytosis; intracellular protein localization; retrograde transport, endosome to Golgi
Cellular component (GO): membrane; Golgi apparatus; endocytic vesicle
Source: RefSeq, a predicted model, not a curated record
GCUUCCUAUUCGUCUUGUUGCAGUUGUUAAAAAAAACACGUACGGCAGUGAUUCAUAAUAUAUUAAAAACAACCUUAUAGCUCUAUUUUUUUUAAUUUGUUUUGAGAAUUAUUGGAAUUCAGAUUAUUCAAUACCGGACACGUGUUAAUGCGACACCAUGUACUCUCGUCUAAACAGGUUAUCUGGACACAAGAUGAAUAACUUGGUUAGCUCAUGUUUGUGAAGCUGUUGACUGAAACAAAUGAGUGUCUACUCUUGCAACAAAGUGUAUAAUAUUAGGUGGUAUCAUUUAACCUGUGUCUGGAUUUGGCGAAGCGGAGUUUUUCCUCGCAAGGACUCGCUAGCUUAAGGCUGCUAAGAAGCUAGCUGUUCAAACAGCUGGGAUAAGCUGUCAACGCACAACAGGAGCGUCUGGCGGGUUAAAUACACACGAGCAUCCUAGCAAUGGAGUUGGCUCACAGUCUCCUGCUGAAUGAAGAAGCUUUGGCCCAGAUAACCGAAGCAAAAAGGCCUGUUUUCAUUUUCGAAUGGCUUCGGUUUUUGGAUAAAGUCCUCGUGGCGGCAAAUAAGGUGGAUGUGAAGGAAAAGCAGAAGAAGCUUGUGGAUCAAUUGACCGGACUGAUCAGCAGUGCUCCAGGUCCACCUACGAGAAAACUGCUUGCCAAAAACCUUGCCACCCUCUACAGCAUUGGCGACACUUUCACUGUUUUCCAGACGCUGGAUAAAUGCAAUGAUAUCAUCAAAAGCAAGGAUGACACACCUGCCUACUUGCCCACAAAACUAGCCGCAGUGGCAUGUGUUGGUGCUUUUUAUGAGAAGAUGGGGAGGAUGCUUGGAAGCUCCUUUCCAGACACUAUUAAUAAUCUUUUGAAGGCAUUAAAGAGUGCAGAGUCCCAAGGCAGAGGAGAGAUACUCCUCAGUCUGCAGAAGGUGCUAAAUGGACUAGGUGGAGCUGCAGCUUCAUGUCACAGGGACAUCUACAAGAAUGCCCGCUCUUUACUCACAGACAGGUCCAUGGCUGUGCGUUGUGCAGUGGCAAAGUGUCUGUCCGAACUGCAGAACGAGGCAGUAUUCAUGUGGACCACAGAACUGGAGAACAUGGCCACACUGUGUUUUAAGGCCCUGGAAGGCUCCAACUAUGGUGUUCGGGUUGCUGUGGCCAAACUGCUUGGGACUGUCAUGGCCACAGCUCUGAUGCCCAAACAAGCUGCUGUUAUGCGUCAGAAUGUAAAACGGGCCACCCUUGAAGAAGUGCUGGAGUUAAUGGCCACAGGCUUUCUGCGUGGUGGAUCUGGUUUCUUGAAAAGCGGAGGGGAGAUGUUGAAAGGCGGGGCUUCUGUCAGCAGAGAAGUCCGGGUGGGCGUCACACAGGCUUAUGUUGUAUUUGUGACGACACUCGGUGGUCAGUGGUUGGAGCGCAACUUUGCCACCUUCCUCUCCCAUGUUUUGGACCUUGUGUCUCAUCCAAGGGCCACCCAGACGCAUGUCGAAGCGGUGUACUCGAGGCGUUGUGUCUCUUUCAUGCUGCGUGCCACCCUGGGCAGCUUACUCGGUGAGAAGGCGCAGAUUGCAGCCGGCAAAGAAAUUUGCCAAGCCAUCAGCAAGCAAAUGAGGGCUGUAGAAGCAGUUGUAAAUGACCUCAAUGGGGAGAACAAGACCGGGGCAGCUGAUGUCUCGGCCAGCCAGCAUGUUAUGGUGUGUGCCUUAAAAGAGUUAGGUAGCAUUGUUCAGAGUCUGAGUGCCACAUCUUCACCUCUCAUCCAGGAACCUUCUAUAGGACUUCUUGAAACCGUGACCUCGGUGCUGCUACACCCCAGCAUGGCGGCUCGUUUGGCUGCAGCAUGGUGCCUGCGCUGCAUUGCCAUGGCACUGCCCUAUCAGUUAACCCCGCUCUUGGACCGCUGCGCUGAGAGAAUUAACAAUCUGAAGAGUUCACCUGAGGCUGUGAGUGGGUACAGCUUUGCAAUGGCAGCUCUUCUUGGAGGCGUACACCAGUGCCCUCUGGGAAUACCGCACUCUAAGGGCAAGUUGGUGGUGAGUAUAGCUGAAGACCUCCUGAGGACAGCGGCUCAGAACAGCCGACUCUCCUUGCAGCGCACACAGGCUGGAUGGUUGCUGCUUGGGGCACUCAUGACAUUGGGUCCUUCCUUGGUGCGUUAUCACCUUCCAAAGAUGUUAUUACUCUGGAGAAAUGUGUUCCCUCGCUCACAGAAGGAGCUGGAAGCAGAAAAGGCAAGGGGAGACUCCUUUACCUGGCAGGUGACCCUGGAAGGCCGAGCUGGAGCACUCUGUGCCAUGCGCAGUUUUGUGGCCCACUGUCCCGAGCUGCUGACAGAAGAUGUUAUUCGAAGGCUGAUGACACCUGUUGAAUGUGCUAUGACUAUGAUAUCUCAUGUCCCUGCCAUUAUUAAAGUCCACGGUGCACAUCUGAAAGCAAGUGCAGCAAUGGUGAGACUAAGGCUCUACGACAUUUUGGCUCUAUUACCCCCUAAAACAUACGAAGGCAUCUUUAAUGCCCUCCUCAGGGAGCUGGUGGCAGAAUUCACUUUGACCGACAAUUCGUCCAACACCACCACCUCUUUGUUGCGCUCUCUCUGUCACUAUGAUGACAGUGUGCUCAUGGGCUCCUGGUUGCAAGAAACUGACCACAAGUCCAUUGAAGAUCAGCUGCAGCCUAAUAGUGCGUCUGGCAGUGGGGCUCUGGAGCAUGAUCCUUCCUCCAUUUACUUGCGAGUGCCUGUUGGUGAAGCCAUUCCAGGGCCGCUCCCUUUGGGAGUGUCGGUCAUAGAUGCCUCUGUGGCUUUGUUUGGAGUAGUUUUCCCCCAUGUGUCUUUCAAACACAGGUUACAAAUGUUAGACCACUUUGCAGAAUGUAUCAAGCAGGCUAAAGGUGUUCGUCAGCAGUCCGUUCAAUUGAACAUCUUCACUGCUGUGCUGAGUGCUCUCAAGGGUUUGGCUGAGAACAAGAGUACUUUGGGCCCUGAGGAGGUUCGCAAGUCUGCCCUGGCCCUGGUGAUGGGGGCCUUGGACAAUUCUAAUCCUAUUCUGCGCUGCGCUGCUGGUGAGGCCCUCGGCAGAAUGGCUCAGGUGGUGGGAGAGGCUACUUUCAUCGCUAGAAUGGCACAGACCAGUUUUGACAAGCUCAAGUCGGCCCGUGAUGUGGUGUCAAGGACGGGUCAUUCACUGGCUCUCGGCUGUCUGCAUCGAUAUGUUGGAGGGAUUGGCUCUGGCCAACACUUAAAGACCAGUGUUAGCAUUCUGCUGGCCUUAGCCCAGGAUGGAUCCUCUCAUGAGGUUCAGACAUGGGCUUUGCACUCUUUGGCUCUAAUUGUGGACUCAAGUGGUCCCAUGUACAGAGGCUAUGUGGAGCCUACCUUGUCCCUAGUUCUUACCCUGCUCCUCACAGUUCCCCCGUCUCACACAGAGGUGCAUCAGUGUUUGGGCCGUUGCUUGGGAGCCCUUAUCACUACUGUUGGUCCAGAAUUACAAGGAAAUGGUGCCACCAUCUCCACCAUCCGCUCAUCCUGCCUGGUUGGCUGCGCAAUAAUGCAGGAUCACUCAGACUCUCUGGUGCAAGCAGCCGCCAUCUCAUGUCUGCAGCAGUUACACAUGUUUGCUCCUCGCCAUGUCAAUCUCUCAAGCUUGGUGCCCUGUCUUUGUGUGCACCUUUGCAGUUCUCACCUAUUGCUGAGGCGCGCUGCUGUAGCCUGCUUAAGACAACUUGCUCAGAGAGAGGCUUCUGAGGUAUGCGAGUAUGCCAUGAGCCUGGCAAAGAAGGCAGGGGAUGGUAAAAAGGUUGCAAAUCUGAACAUCACUGAGACAGGGCUUGAGGGGGCACUAUUUGGUAUGCUGGAUCAUGAAACCGACAGGAAGCUGUGCUCUGAUAUUCAUGACACACUGGGCCACAUGCUGUCAUCGCUUGCUGUAGAAAAGCUUUCUCACUGGCUUAAACUCUGCAAGGAUGUCCUUGCUGCAACAACAGAUGUAGGAGGAGCUGUUGCAUUUGAGGUGGAAAAAGAUGAAGACUCUGAGAAAAAAGACGAAAUGGACGAUGACAUCAUGUUCACGGGUCUAGGCGAAGAUGACAAGCCUAAGCCUUCAGUGGCUCCUCGUUGGGUGACACGGGUGUUUGCUGCAGAUUGUUUGUGCCGCAUCAUCCUGCUUUGUGAGAAUGCAGACAAAGCGCACUUUGACCUGGCAGCUGCACGUUCUGCAAAAUCCAAGAACCCCAAAGGAGAUCUGUUGGUGCUCCAUUUGUCUGAUCUCAUUCGGAUGGCCUUCAUGGCAGCCACAGACCACAGUAACCAACUGAGGAUGGCUGGUCUGCAGGCUCUGGAAGACAUCAUUAAAAAGUUUGCCUCUGUUCCCGAGCCCGAGUUUCCAGGGCAUGUUAUCUUGGAACAAUACCAGGCCAAUGUUGGAGCGGCUCUUAGACCUGCUUUUUCUCCUGAUACACCUUCUGAUAUAACCGCUAAAGCAUCCCAGGUGUGUAGCACAUGGAUUGGCAGUGGUGUUGUAAGUGACCUUAAUGACCUACGGCGAGUCCACAACCUUCUUGUGUCAUCACUGGACAAAGCGCAAGCUGGAAAGGGUUCAUCCAGUCAGCUAUACAGUGAGAGUGCCACCACGAUGGAGAAACUGGCUGUGUUGAAAGCAUGGGCAGAGGUUUAUGUGGUGGCAAUGAAGAUAAAGAAAGAGGCAGAGGCAAAGCCUGAUAAAACAAUACGAAGUGGAGAUGAGGAUGAAGAUGAUCUGGGUGCAGAUGUGCUUCCACCUGACAGUCUCAUCACUUUAGUGCAGCCUGAGCUGCCCUCGCUGAGUCGACUGUGGUUGGCCAUGCUCCGUGACUAUGCUCUGCUCACUCUGCCUGCUGAGUUUUCCAGUCAGCUGCCUCCUGAUGGUGGUGCGUUUUAUACUCCAGAGACGAUAGAUACAGCAAGGCUUCAUUACCGGGGCUCUUGGGCUCCUGUACUGCAUGCUGUGGCAUUAUGGCUUAACAGCACUGGCUUUGGAGCUUGUGAGGAAAAAGAAGAGGUUUCCUCCAAGGUUCCUGCUCUCCACUCAGGAGCCUUGUCAACUGCAAAGACCUUUGAGGAGUCUGUCAAAGACAGGAUGCAUCUAAUGUUAGGUGUCAGUAUAGAGUUCCUUUGCUUUCCCAGGCCCGAGGAACCCAUUGAACAUGUCAUGUCCUGCCUCCAGGCCUUGUCCACUCUGCUUGAGUCUCCUUGUGCAAAGACCCAUAUUGCAGAGGACCAGCUGUUGGCAGUGGAGCUCCUGAAUGUACUUCACAGACUGCUGCUGACCCGGGACCCUCCUGUCAUCCAGCUCCAGGUUACUGCUGUGGUACAGGAGAUCAUAAGAGCCGCACUAAACCAUUUGCAGCAACAAAAGAGUAACAAGGGCAAAGUGAAGGAAGGCCAGAUUGAUUCUCAACUCAUCCUAGGGGAAGGGGGAGAGACAGGCGAGCUCGUCCCAGGCAGCUCUUUGGUGUUUGCUUCAAUGGAGCUGCUGGUUUUCAUCCUGGUUCGUCACUUACCUCAGCUCAAUACACGUGUGAAGGAGUCACCGAGUCAUGUACCGAUGAGGCCUCAGCGACUACCAGAGGAGAGCGCACGCCUUGUGGCAAACACGGUUGCUAUUCUGGCUGAACUGCCCUUGCUCUGCUCUCCUGCUGGCAGCAUGACCAUCCUACCUACUGUGCUCUUUUUAAUUACGGGGGUGCUGAGAGAAACUGCAGUCAAGACUGCUGACAACUCAGUAUCUACGUCCGUGUCUGCUGCGCUGCAGGGAAUCAAGACCAUUAUCAUCUCCCCAGUGGCCCGUGUGGAUAACCUGCAGACACAGUGGAGUGCCCUUGUGAGAAGCAGUCUGGCCUCUGUACUUGAGGACUCGCAGCCAGAUGAGUCCAGGCCUGAUUUGGAUGAGAUCAGCAUGUUGACAGCGAUUACACUAUUCCUGCUCUCUGCUAGUAAUGAACUUGUAGGAGUGACUGUCCUACAGAAGGGCUGCAUGGAGCGCUUCCGUAAUGCCCUCAACUCUAGUGAUCCAUGGGUUCAGGCACGGUGUUACCAGCUGCUGCUGUCAGUGUUUCAGCAUUCCACCCGCCCCCUUUCUACCCCGUACAUUCAUGCUCUGGCUCCCCUCUUGGUGGAGAAACUGAAGGCAGUUGAACGCAGUCGGCCAAAGACUGCCGCCGAGCUGCAGGCUGUGCAGGAGGGCAUCAAGGUCCUGGAAAAUCUGGUCGGAAUGGGUGAGGAGCAGAAUCGUGUGCAGUUGGUGGCCCUUCUUGUUCCAACUCUCAUCUCCUACCUUUUGAAUGAAAAUGCCAUUCCCUCUGCCUCCCAAGCAUCCAAAGACUUACAUGACUUUGCCCUUCAGAACUUAAUGCGUAUAGGUCCUUUAUAUCCAGCUGCAUUCAAGACAGUAAUUGGUGCUGCACCUGAUCUUAAAACCAGCCUGGAAUCUGCUGUUCGGGCAAACCAGGCCAGCAGCAAAGCCAAAGAUGCAGCACGACAAGCUCAACCAACAGUCCAAGCUGCACCGACCAUCAAACUCAAGACCAGCUUCUUCUAAAACCUUCAAAUACUCUGACCACUUUCACAGAUUACAUUCAUGUCUCUUAGUUUGCUGUGAUUCUUGUCCACAUAAUGUCUGUAUCAAGUAGAAUGUAGCCAUCUCUACAAAUUGAAAUUAUGUACACAUUGGUUGAGUUCCUUUUGAAUGUUCACCCAAAAUGUUCUCCUUGUAUAAUCUGUUGUACAUAUAUGAUUGUGCAUGUGUAUCGUAUACUCAUUUGAUUUGUAACAUAUACUUUUCCCUUAUGCUACUUUCUUUUUUUAACCUAAUUACUUAUUUUUCCAUCACCAUAAGCCUUACAGUAAUCAUUUCUAUUGUCUCCUGUUUUUGAAUAAUGUACAUUCCCAUGUCAUAUUUCAAUCAUGUGAUUAUUCUGAGCCUCAGGCUACAGUAUGUUGCAUAUGAGCAUUGCAUAUCAUAUAUACAGUCAAGAAAAUAAGUAUUUGAACACCCUGCUAUUUUGCAAGUUCUCCCAGUUAGAACUCAUGGAAGGGGCUGAAAUGUUCACGCCAGGUGCAUGUCCACUGUAUGAGAGAUAACCUAAAAAGAAAAAUUCCAGAAAUCACAAUCUAUGAUUUUUUUUAACAAUUUAUUCAUGUGAUACAGCUGAAAAUAAGUAUUUGAACACCUGUCUUAUCAGUUAGAAUUCUGACCCUCAAAGACCUGUUAGUCCGCCUUUAAAUGUCCUCCACCACUCCACUGUAUUAUCCUGAAUCAGAUGCACCUGUGUGAGGUCGUUAGCUGCAUAAAGACACCUGUCCACCCCAUACAAUCAGUAAGACCCAAACAUUCAGCAUGGCUAAGAGCAAAGAGCUGUCCAAAGACACCAGAGACAAAAUUGUACAGCUCCACAAGGAUGGAAAGGGCUACGGAGAAAUUGCUAAGCAGCUUGGUGAAAAAAGGUCCACUGUUGGAGCAAUCAUUAGAAAAUGGAAGAAGCUAAACAUGACGGUGAAACUCAAUGGUAAUAGAGCUCCAUGCAAGAUAUCACCUGGUGGGGUCUCAAUGAUGCUAAGAAAGUGAGGAAUCAGGCCAGGACUACACGGCAGGACUUGGUCAAUGACCUGAAAAGAUCUGUUGUUGGUAAUACACUAAGACGUCAUGGUUUGAAAUCAUGCAUGGCACAGAAGGUUCCCCUGCUUAAACCAGCACGUUAAGGCCCGUCUUAAGUUUGCCAAAGACCAUUUGGAUGAUCCAGAGGAGUCAUGCGAGGAAGUUUUGUGGACAGAUGAGACCAAAAUUUACCUUUUUGGUCAUAAUUCCACUAUGUGUGUUUGGAGGAAGAAGAAUGAACAUCCCAAGAACACCAUUCCUACUGUGAAGCAUGGGGGUGGUAGCAUCAUGCUUUGGGGGUGUUUUUCUGCUCAUGGGACAGGACGACUGUACUGUAUCAAGGACAGGAUGACUGCAGCCAUGUAUUGUGAGAUUUUGGCCAAAAACCUUCCCUCAGUCAGAUCAUUGAAGAUGAGUUGUGGCUGGAUCUUCCAACAUGACAAUGCCCCAAAGCUCACAGCCAGGAAAACCAAGAAGUGGCUUCAUAAGAACCAUAUCAAGGUUCCGGAGUGGCCUAGCCAGUCUCCAGACCUAAAUCCAAUUUAAAAUCUUUGGAGGGAGCUGAUAGUUAAAGUACCAAUGAUUGUCACACACAUACUAGAUGUGGCGAAAUUAUUCUCUGCAUUUGACCCAUCACCCUUGAUCACCUCAUGGGAGGUGAGGGGAACAGUGGGCAGUAGCGGUGCCGUACCCAACCCCCUAUUCCAACCCUUAAUGCUGAGUUCCACGCAGGGAGGUAACGGGUCCCAUUUUUAUAGUCGUUGGUAUGACUCGGCCGGGAUUUGAACUUACGACCUACCGAUCUCACGGCGGAUACUCUAACCACUAGGCCACUGAGUAGGUCUGUGUUUCUCAGCGACAGCCCAGAAGCCUGACUGAUCUAGAGAAGAUCUGUGUGGAGGAGUGGGCCAAAAUCCCUCCAGCAGUCCGUGCAAACCUGGUGAAAAACUACAGGAAAUGUUGGACUCCUGUAAUUGCAAACAAAAGCUACUCUACCAAAUAUUAAUGUUGGUGUUCAAAUACGUAUUUUCAGCUGUAUCACACAAAUAAAUUGUUAAAAAAUCAUAGAUUGUGAUUUCUGGAUUGUUCUUUUUAGGUUAUCUCUCAUACAGUGGACAUGCACCUACUGUGAAAAUUUCAGACCCCUCCAUGAUUUCUAAGUGGGAGAACUUGCAAAAUAGCAGGGUGUUCAAAUACUUAUUUUCUUCACUGUAUAUAUAAUAAGAUUAUGGUUAUUUUAUAAUUUAGCUUUGAUCAGAAAUAACUGCCUUUAUUAGUUCGAUAGUAUAGAUCACAGGAGUCAAACUAAAAUCCCAAUUGGAUGUCUAGUUCUUUUAAUUUGGGCAGGACUACAAUUUUACUGUUUCAGUUUUUUCAAUUUUAAAUGCUUGUUAUUUACCAACUUGUUAGCAAAAAAAAUUAUUAUGGUAACACUUUAGUAUGGGGAACAUUCUACGUAACAAAGACUUAAUUUAGAGUUAUUUGGACACAAGGCGAACAUAUAAGGGUUUGGGUUACUAAUAAGCAAUAAUUCUGAGGUUAUCGAGGGAAGACUCUUUGUUAAUGGCUUAAUGGUUGUAUAAUAAGGCCAUGCAGAAGAAGGCAUUAAUAAGUACUAAAUAAUGACUAAUUAAGAGCCAAUAUGUUACUAAUUUGCAUGUUAAUAAGAAACGAAUUAAUGGUGAAUAUGUUCCCCAUUCUUAAAGUGUUACCGAUAAUAUGAUUUAUAUUGUUUUGACAGUGACAACCAGUCCUCUUAGAGCAACCAAAACAUGAAUGGGCCAUUGUAUAGAUUUUUACUUAGAAAUUCCCGUCUUAAAAAUAAAUUUGUGUUGACCCAACCAUUAUGUUAGUAUUAUUUGUUGGAAUAAGGACAAUUUAUUUUCAUGUUUUAAGUACAUUUAUUUGCUGGUGUAAUGUAGGCAAGCCAUAGAACAGGGGUGUUCAGAGUGCGGCCCGAAGCUAACUGUUUACCGGGCUGCCACACAUUCUGGAAAUGUUAUUGCAAAAAUAAAAAAACAUUAAAAAUA